UCUGGCUGGCGCGGGUGGUGGCCACGGGGAUGCGGGGGCGCGGCCGCGCGCACAUCGAGCCGACGCAGAAGAUGAUCGCGGGGUUGCGCCAGGCACGCUCCAAAUCUCACUCCCAGGAAGGAGUAGCUCCUAAGAUCAGCAACUUGUCAAGUUAUGCACAGAAGCGUGUUAGAACAGUCCCUGUGAAUCAUCUAGCUGCUAUCCCUGAGUGGAAAACUGCUGCAUCUGAAGCAGAUGCUGAUGAUUACAAAGCUGCAACCUUAGCAAAACUGGGCACAACUGUCUGUCGCCUGAACAUAGAUAUCCCAGCCAGUGAUGAGUCAGAGAAGAUGAGGAAAGAAGUGGUGGACAGGUGCAGGUGUUCCCAUCCAGGAUCCGAGGACUGUGUACGCGUUCAUGUCGGCAAGGCGAGGAGCUGGAUCAAGGAUCAGUUGGGUGAGGAAGCUUUCAGAAACUGCGGGCUUGAUGCGAUGGGUGAGCAAGUUGCAGAGUUAUGGGCUUCAGUUGACAGAAAGAAACUCGAAGAUCUUGACAAGUUGGUUCCACAGAAUAAACCCCAGAAGUUCAUGGAGACUGCCUUGAAGGAGCUAGGACAAAAGGAAACAAAGGAUCUUGCAAAGUACUACUACAAUGUUUUUCUUCCCAGAAGAUUGGCAAGCUUGACCAGGGCAGAGCAUAAAAAUGACGAAGCUGUUGACUGGGAGGAUGAAAAGAGUGACCAAGAGGAUGACAGGAACGACCGUUCGCCUCGAAAGAAGAAUAAAACAUCAGGAUCUUCUUCUUCCACAAGGUGCAGGAAGUAGAAGAUCCGGGAGGACUUCGACGAGUGAGCCAACAGUCACAGUGCAGCGGAAGACAAAUCGGUACCGUACCUUCAUUUGCAGUGGGAAGAGGAAUUAGGAAACUUCAGAAAGCUGUUCUUCGUGUUAGGAGUCUGGAGGCAAUCAACUGGAAGUACUCGAAAGAUUGUACAAGUAGAUGAUUCUGUCCUUAGUUACUGGCGGUGUGGUGGCGAACACCUGAAGCACCGAGUGAACACAUUGUUCAUGAGUUUUGUUGUUGUUAUCAGAGAGUGGAUAUAGAAACCUUGCCAGAAAUAUACGUACA
Triticum dicoccoides is the source of this 1107-nucleotide messenger RNA. RefSeq names its product AT-rich interactive domain-containing protein 1-like. The transcript is spliced from 3 exons. Lineage: Eukaryota; Viridiplantae; Streptophyta; Magnoliopsida; Poales; Poaceae. The record is from RefSeq and is a predicted model, not a curated record. Bases 30 to 803 code for a protein of 257 amino acids.